GUUCUCCCUCUGCCUUCUCGUCGACCCCUCGCCACAGUGUAGGGUGCAGGACAAUAGUCAUAUGAAUGUUAAAUAUUCUAAUUAAACUGUGGUAAGCUGUUGAAAAAUAGUUCUAGCUCUAAGAAAAGUCUUUAAAAUGUGAACAUUCAGAUUAUGGUUAAAAUGAAGUCAUCUUGAAAGAGUCAAAAGUAGCCUUGUCUUGUGAGGAAUGUAACUGGUCUACUGUAUGUGAGCCUCAGUACCGCCUGCCAUUGCCUCCUGCAGUAGUGAGACCUCCGCCACAAUGUCGUCUGGGAGAAGGGAGCUGACCCUCGACGACGGGCUGACGUGCUCCGUGUGUCUGGACACCUACAGUGAGGGUGAUCGGCGACCUCUGAUGCUCCCCGCCUGUGGUCACACCUUCUGUAAGCACUGCCUCGCUGGCAUCAUGGCCAGGGAAGGAGUUAAAGGUAACUUCCUGUGCCCCACGUGUCGCCGGCCACAGCCAGUCCACGCCGUGCAAGAUAUGCCCGUCAAUUACUCCCUCCUUGAGGUGGCUCGGCGGGACGCCCUCUCCCCGACCUCCUCAGCCGACAAGACCGAACAGCAGCAGGAGAUGAAGAAUCCGACGGAGUACUGCUCGGCUCAUGGGUCUCGCCUGGCCUUCUGGUGCACCACCUGUGAAGUGGCGGCUUGUGGCGAGUGUCUAUUUGAGGCUCACCCAAGACCCGACCACACCCUCGUCAGGAUUGCAGACCAACUCGGCCGACUGCAGGAGAUGGUAAAGAUCAGGUCGUCUCGAGUCGUCACACAACUAGUGACGGCUGCUGAAGAGAAUGUGGAUGUCCUGAAGGUAACAUUUGUCAACCUCGUGGAGAGCCUAAGGCAGCGACGUGCAAUUGACGGCCUUCUGCGGCGGGCGAGGGUAGUGCGCACAAGUGCCAAAGACGCCAAUGACCUGUCCAGCAUCAAUACAGUUAACGAGUCCAUCCAGACCAUCCAGCGGGAGUUCGAGAAAGCUCACAUCUCAACACCAACCAAAGUGUCGGUUGCAAAUCCUAUGUGGAGAUCCUCGUCUACCUCUGGUAACAAGACACCAACUUCCCCCGAAAAACAGCAUCCUGCGGAGGCCAACACCCAGGAGCUGACUGACUCACACAACAUCUCCAGUCCUGACACCGCAUCUCACACUACAGAAAUCAUACAGACGCCCCCACCCAUCGUGCCCUCAAGAAAUACAGAGACCAAACCCACAGCACCUCCUAAGCCAAAACUACUUGCCAAACCAGUGCUUCCCAGCCUAAAUACGGGGAAGCCACCUAGCCCGUUCUCUCCCACAACCCCUCCAACCCCCUCAACUCUUUCAACAGCGUCCUCCCCAGACGACGAUCCUGCCCACGGCCCUUCACCUCACACGUCCGCCGACCCGGAUACUCCACAGAAAGUCAGCAGCGUGGCAACUCACUCACCAGAAACAGGUGUUGUGCCAGACCCCUUGACACCGGAGCCUGGAGCGGUGCCUCAGUGGUGCAGCAAGGUGUGUGGUGCCCUGAGUGGGAACUGUACCACCAGCAGGAUCACCCUCGAGCCUCGGGGCCUCCACGUCUACUCCCUCAGGCCCAUGAAGGAGAAGUGUGACGUCUUCCUCAGUCUCUCCGUGGUGUCGGCCCUGGCACCACUAGACGCCCCGAUGGUGUUCAUGGACCUGAAUGAUGGUUCUCGGCCGCUUGGACGUGUUUACAUCACACUCCAGAUUCAGCUGCCUCGGGCUCAACAAUUCUUCUCGCUGUGUCUGGGUGACCGGGGACCAUCCUACCUUGGGUCAUUCUUCCACUCGGUGCUCCGUCGUGGGGACUCCGGAGAGGGUCUAGCUGGUGGAGACUACGAGAGCAAGGCAGGCAAAGGCGGCGCUGCCAUCAUGAGGGGUAUUGGGCGGAACAAGGAGGUGGCCAAGCGCUGUGAAAAGGGGAUGGUGGUACGCGCCAGCUCCAGAGUAGAGACAGCAGCUCAGUUCUGCAUCAGCGUGAAGGACGGGCCACGCACCAAGACUGUCUUCCCCUUCGGCAGGGUGUGUCAGGGCCUCAGCGUGGUGGAGGAAGCGUGUCGUAGGCCUGCCUUCUCCGUCAGCAUCACUGAUUGUGGCUGGGUACUGCCUGUCUAAGCCCUGUCCACGAGAAGACCUAAAGAAUCGGUGGAGAUAGAAGUAGGAGGAGGAGGAGGAGGAAGAGAGAGAUGAUUAGUGAUGAAGGAGGAGAAACAUGGAGAGGUAGUGAAGAUGGAGAAAGAGAAGUAAUGGUGAAGGUAGACGAGUGAAGAAACUGGGAAGGAGGAAACAUGAGAGAAAGAAGGAAGAAGAAAAAAAAAGUUAGUAAACGCGGUCAAGGUUUAGGCCCGCGAGUGAUACAGCAGCGUUGAGAACAUGACCAGCGAGUUGGCGAGUGAUGGAGUGUCGCUACGUGUUACACUCGCUUAUCUGCGAGUGUAUAGUGAACAUGUCAUCACUACAAUAUGAACAAAAACCUAGAGACAUGAAAGAUAAGUAACACGUUAGACAAUAUAUAAUUAUAUAUAUUAUAUCUAUUAUAUUUCAUCGUAUUUAAAACAUAUUAGUCUGUGCAAUUUUUUUCUUGUAUAAUCUUCCACAAAGGUACUCAAUUUAUAUAUAGGAUUCACUCUGUACCAUAAUAGUGAUGAUAACCUCAUAAUUAUAACAAAAACAGAUAACAAUGCUCUUCGAACACAAUAAUAUAGUAGAGUUAUCAAUAUAGAAGCUAUAUUAGGCCAGCCAUUCAUGUCAAACAGAUAUAAUAAGACUCGCGUACACUCCGGAUCAUCAAAAAUGCACAGCGGGUCCACGAAUUUCAAUUACUGCUGACAGAACAGGUUUGUCACCGACGCGGAGGUGAAUAGCAGCAGGAGGUGGCGGCCCCUCACAUGAUGUAUCGUUCCUCACAAUAUGUUUCUUCUGGUUAUGGAAGGUAGGUUGUGUCUCGAAUCACAAAACCUCUUAAACUUUUCCUGUAAUUAUGCCAAUAAAAUACAUACAAUAUAGCCCAUGGUAAACGCUUACUGGAAAUUCAAACUGUUUACGCUAUUUAAGCUUACAAUUCAUAUUUUUUUUCCCAAGUAAUUUUACAAAACAGGUUCCAGUUCUUAAGAAGCUUAGCCAUAUGCUUACUUUAUUUUGCUGGACUAUUUUUAUAUGUAACUUUCUGGCUAGUUAAACAUGUCAACAUCGACGUUACCUAUGUCUCGAACCUCUGAGUGGACCAUCAGAGGUUAAUUAAAAACAAGAACAUUUGUCAAGAUUUACGUUAUGUAUAGAACUGGGUCAAUGGUGGACGUUUUACUAGCUAUGUUUAUUGUGAGUUUGUGUGACGUGAGGCUUCAAAAGAUGAUAAAGUUUGAUUCAUUCUUUUCGUUUUAGUCAUAGCUAUGUUAAAGUGGUGCUUGUAGAUAUGUAAGUAAUUCAGGCCUAACCUAACCUAAUCUAACUUCAUCUAACCUAACCUAACCACCUCUUAUCUUAGAGCUUAGAGAAAGGUGGAUUAAAUUAAUACAAUAUAAGAUAAUUAAUUUUCGUAGACAUAUGUGUGUGUGUGUGACAAUAUUAAGGACGACAAACAACGAGUCAUUACCUGUGUUCAAUUGUCGUAAGAAAAAAUAUCCCUCCCACAUCAGUUAAUAUCAGAUCAGUCAGGUCAGGAAACCCGGAGAUCCACCUCAAAAAAAUAAAAAUAAAAAUAAAUUCUACAUUUCAUUGUUCGUUCCUUAAAGUCUACAUACAAUUAUAUACAUUAAAAAUAUCCCUCAUGACUAGAAAUCAAUAUCAGAUAGAUCAGGAAGGCCGGAGAUCGAGCUGACAAAUGUAGCUAAAAAAAUAAUAGUAAAUAAAAAUUCCCCUGUCACUGUUCAUACCUUAAAGUGUGCAUAUAAUCACACACACACACACACACACACACACACACACACACACACACACGGUAAAUGGAUUAUGUAAAUGACAGCAACAUAAUCGCUUUCCAUAUACGACCAUAGUCUCCAUAAUAAACUGGUAAAAUAGAA
Molecule: messenger RNA, 4044 nt
Organism: Homarus americanus (American lobster)
Lineage: Eukaryota; Metazoa; Arthropoda; Malacostraca; Decapoda; Nephropidae
Exons: 8
Coding region: 284-2140 (618 amino acids)
Biological process (GO): protein ubiquitination; protein peptidyl-prolyl isomerization
Molecular function (GO): peptidyl-prolyl cis-trans isomerase activity; ubiquitin protein ligase activity; zinc ion binding
Source: RefSeq, a predicted model, not a curated record